Messenger RNA from Lolium rigidum, 1821 nucleotides. RefSeq names its product NEDD8-activating enzyme E1 regulatory subunit AXR1-like. NCBI's taxonomy places the organism in Eukaryota, Viridiplantae, Streptophyta, Magnoliopsida, Poales, Poaceae. Bases 1 to 1605 code for a protein of 534 amino acids. Gene Ontology annotation, cellular component: cytoplasm. Gene Ontology annotation, molecular function: NEDD8 activating enzyme activity. The record is from RefSeq and is a predicted model, not a curated record. Gene Ontology annotation, biological process: protein neddylation. The transcript has 14 exons.
AUGGCCGCCGCCGCCACAGCCGUCGCCGUCGCCGUCGCCGAGCCCAAGACCAAGUACGAUCGCCAGCUCAGGAUAUGGGGUGAUCAAGGACAGGCUGCACUGGAGAAGGCUAGCAUAUGCUUGCUUAACUGUGGCCCUACCGGAACUGAAGCACUGAAGAACCUUGUGCUUGGAGGGAUAGGGAGCGUUACUGUUGUUGAUGGCGCCAAAGUCGAACAGGCUGACCUGGGAAACAAUUUUUUAUUGGAUGAAGGGUGCUUGGGUCAAUCAAGGGCAAAAUCCAUCUGUUCUUUCCUACAAGAGCUCAAUGAUGCGGUGAAAGCCAAGUAUGUUGAGGAGUCUCCAGCGACAAUGAUAGAUACAAAUCCUUCCUUCUUUUCCCAGUUCACUGUUGUCAUUGCUACCCAGCUUCCGGAAACUUCUUUAUUGAAGUUAGAUAGUAUAUGCAGGAGUGCUAAUAUCGUGUUAGUUGCUGCACGUUCUUAUGGUCUAACUGGGCUUGUCAGGGUCAGCAUCAAGGAGCACUGUGUUAUAGAAUCAAAACCGGACCACUUCUUGGAUGACUUACGGUUGCACAAACCAUGGACUGAACUCAAGCAAUUUGCAAAGUCGAUCGAUAUAUGCGACAAAGAUGCUGUUGUGCACAAGCAUACUCCAUACAUUGUUAUCCUUGUGAGGCUUGCAGAAAAAUGGGCAGAUGCGCAUGAUGGGCAGUUACCUUCGACCAGGCAAGAGAAAAGGGAAUUUAAGGACCUAAUUCGAGCGCAUAUGCUGAAUGUAGAUGAAGACAAUUACAAAGAAGCAGUAGAAUCUUCAUAUAAAGUCUCAGUAACUCCAGGAAUCAGCAAUGAUAUCCGUCAGAUAAUUGAUGAUAGCUCUUCUGAAGUCAAUAUGUCUUCUUCAGAUUUCUGGGUUUUAGUGGCUGCUUUGAAGGAAUUUAUUGCAAAUGAGGGCAAUGGUGAGCUACCUCUUGAGGGAACAAUACCUGACAUGACAUCCCUUACAGAGUAUUAUGUAAGCCUACAAAAGAUUUACCAAGCUAAGGCUGAAUCUGACUGUCUUGCGAUGGAGCAUCGUGUAAAGAGUAUCUUGAAACGAAUUGGCAGAGACCCUGAAUCCAUUUCAAGGGCAUAUAUCAAAACAUUUUGCAAAAACACUAGAAAACUCAGAGUAUGCAGAUACCGCAGCAUGGAAGAGGAGUUUAGCGCUCCAGUCCUAUCUGAAGUUCAAAAGUACUUCGCUGAUGAAGACAGUUGCUUCGCAAUGAACUUCUAUAUUCUGCUACGUGCUGCUGACCGGCUUGCUGCCAACUAUAGCAGAUUACCUGGAAUAUUCGACAGUGAGAUUGAUGAGGAUGUUCCUAGGCUGAAGCUAGCUGCUGUCGCGGUGCUAACUGAAAUGGGUUUGAACGGAGCAUCACUGUCUGAAGACCUGAUAACUGAAGUGUGCCGGUUUGCGGGUGCAGAGAUCCACCCUGUCGCUGCCUUUAUUGGUGGAAUGGCCUCCCAGGAAGUAAUCAAGCUGGUGACCAAGCAGUUUGUACCGUUGAUGGGAACAUUCAUAUUCAAUGGAAUCGACCUCAAAUCUCAAGUUUUGGCAUUAUAGCAUUGUUUGUGAUCUUCUAGAGCACUGGAAUGGUCAUCCAAUUGGUUAAACCUUAGUAGUCCCAGAUUAUGCGUCACGUCCUCGGUGCAGUGAAAUCAUUUUGCCUGUAGAUACCUUCAUACUGAGGUAGUGUAAUUCGCACAGUGAGUGGCUAUGUGCCGGUUGGCAACUAGCUCUAUAAACAUUAUGAGGCCCUCUCCCUCUCUUUUGGCACUA